This is a messenger RNA of Chironomus riparius, 3823 nucleotides long. NCBI's taxonomy places the organism in Eukaryota, Metazoa, Arthropoda, Insecta, Diptera, Chironomidae. The record is from the annotation of a GenBank genome assembly.
CAGUUGAGAAGAACAGUUGUAAAAAUAAACUGGGCGUGACAAAGAGACAAAAGAAAGAUAGAGUAAGAGAAAAGUGACUCAAAAUAAAGCUAAAUUUAGGUUAAAACACUAGUGCGAAAAAGAAAACAUUUAGUAGGAAAUUUUUCAUGUUUAAUUCUUUUCAUGGCUGACGACACACAAUUUUCAAAUUUGCUUAAUUCUCUCCUCUCUAUUGACAACGAUGCUCGAUCGCAGGCUGAGGAAACCUAUAAUAAUCUAACAACGGAAGUUAAAGUGACUCUUUUGUUACGUGCUAUCCAAAAUGCUACAGUUCACGAGGAAUCGAGGCUUAUGGCUGCAGUUUUGUUGCGAAGGGUAUUCUCAUCGGAUUUCCAAGAUUUCUAUCCAAAGCUACCUGUGGAACAACAAACUGAAUUAAAGCAGCAAGUACUUUUGCUGUUACAGCAAGAUGUUAGUGCCAAUUUGAGGAGAAAAAUUUGUGAAGUUGUGGCUGAAGUCGCUAGAAAUCUCAUCGAUGAUGACGGAAAUAAUCAAUGGCAAGAGAUUCUACAGCUUCUAUUUCAAUGUGCUAGUUCCCCGAAUGUCCUUUUACAAGAAUCAGCGCUACGUAUUUUUGCGUCAGUUCCAGGCAUUUUUGGAAACCAACAGAAUCACUUUUUGCAAAUUAUUAAGGAAAUGUUGUUGAAAUAUUUAGAUCCAUCGUCAAAUGCUGAUGUACGAUUCCAAGCUGUUCGUGCUGUCGUUGCAUUCAUCUUAUUAAAUGAUAAGGAAGUUGAAAUACAAAAGUCCUUUUCUGACUUACUUCCACAUGUCAUUAUGAUAACAGCCGAUUCAAUUAAGGAGGAAGACGAUCAAACUCUUAUCAAAUUACUUAUUGACAUGUCUGAAACUGUCCCAAAAUAUUUACGUCCACAGCUUGAAUCAAUUUUCGAAAUGUGUAUUAAUGUAUUUAGAAGUGAAGAUGUCGAAGACAGUUGGAGACAUUUAGCAUUGGAAGUGAUGGUAUCACUCUCGGAAAAUGCUUCAGCAAUGGUUAGGAAAAAGGCUGAAAAGUAUAUUGCUGCAUUAGUUCCACUUGUAUUGAAAAUGAUGACAGAACUAGAUGACGACGACGAAGAUUGGUCCGUAUCUGAUGAGAUAGAAGAAGAUGAUACUGGAGAGAAUAAUGUUAUUGCCGAAUCAGCACUUGAUAGGUUAGCUUGUGGACUCGGUGGAAAAGCUAUUUUGCCUCAUGUCAUUCAAAACAUUCCAACAAUGUUGAAUAAUCCAGAUUGGAAGUAUCGACAUGCUGCAUUGAUGGCAAUUAGUGCUGCUGGUGAAGGAUGUCAUAAGCAAAUGGAAACAAUGUUAGAUAGUGUCACAGAAGGAACACUCAAAUAUUUAGCAGAUUCACAUCCACGUGUUCGUUAUGCUGCUUGUAAUGCUAUCGGACAAAUGUGCACAGAUUUUGCACCAACAUUUGAGAAGAAAUUUCACGCUCAAGUUAUCCCAGGCCUUUUAAAUCUCUUGGAAGAUCAUGCAAAUCCACGCGUACAAGCUCAUGCUGGUGCUGCACUCGUCAAUUUUAGCGAGGACUGUCCAAAAACCAUUUUAACACGCUAUCUUGAUGGAAUCAUGAAUAAAUUGGGAGCAAUUUUAAAUACAAAAUUCAACGAAUUGGUCGAGAAAGGUACGAAAUUAGUUUUGGAACAGGUAGUUACAACAAUCGCGAGUGUCGCAGAUACAACAGAAAAAGAAUUCAUUGUCUAUUAUGAUCAAUUGAUGCCGUGUUUAAAAUACAUAAUUGCGAACGCAAAUACGGAUGAAUUAAAAAUGCUUCGUGGAAAGACGAUUGAAUGUGUAAGUUUGAUCGGUCUUGCGGUCGGUGCUGAAAAGUUUAUGGCUGAUGCAAGUGAAAUUAUGGAUAUGCUGUUGAAAACUCAUACUGAGGGAAAUUUACCUGACGAUGAUCCACAAACAACAUACUUGAUUUCAGCAUGGGCACGUAUCUGUAAGAUUCUUGGCAAGCAAUUUGAACAAUAUUUACCGCUCGUUAUGGGACCUGUAAUGAAGACAGCAGCAAUGAAACCAGAAGUUGCUGUUUUAGACAAUGAUGAGAUUCAGGAUGUUGAAUCAGAUCCAGAUUGGCAAUUUGUUAAUUUGAGUGAUCAACAAAACUUUGGAAUUCGAACAGCUGGAUUGGAAGAUAAAGCUGCAGCCUGUGAAAUGCUCGUUUGUUAUGCACGCGAAUUAAAGGAAGGCUUUGCCAACUAUGCAGAAGAAGUCGUCAGAUUAAUGGUACCAAUGUUCAAGUUUUAUUUCCACGAUGGUGUACGACGUGCAGCUGCUGAAUCGCUGCCAUAUUUAUUAAUUUGUGCUAAAAUCAAGGGACAACAAUAUCUCGAAAAUAUGUGGGCCUACAUUUGUCCAGAAUUAUUGAAAGCAAUCGAAACGGAACCAGAAGCUGAAGUUAUUGCUGAAUUACUCGCAUCUCUCGCUAAAUGUAUAGAAACACUCGGUUCCAAUUGUUUAUCGGCCGAGGCAAUGGAUGAAGUUUUAAAGAUUAUUAAUAGAUUUAUGAAUGAACACUUUGAGAAAGCAGAUAAAAGAGCUCAAGCAAGAAACGAAGAAGAUUACGAUGAAGCUGUCGAAGAGCAAUUAGCCGAGGAGGAUGAAACAGAUGUUUAUCUCUUAUCACGUAUUGCAGACAUUAUUCAUUCCUUGUUUUCCAUUCAAAAAGUCUUAUUUAUGCCUUAUUUCGAUCAAGUUGCACCACACUUUAUUAAACUAUUAGAUCCAGCUAGACCGUCUUGGUCUGAUCGUCAAUGGGCACUUUGCAUAUUCGAUGACGUUAUCGAAUUUUGCGGUCCACAAUGUGCAAAGUAUCAACAAUUUUUCCUUCAAUCGAUGAUUCAAUAUUGUAAAGAUAAACAACCAGAAGUUCGUCAAGCAGCUAUGUAUGGAUGUGGAAUACUUGCACAGCACGGUGGUGAUCAAUUCGCCCAAACAUGCUCAGUCGCAAUGCCAAUAUUAGUAGAAGCUGUGAUGGCUACAAAUGCGAGAGAACCUGAAAAUAUGACUGUUACGGAGAACGCCAUCUCAGCAAUUGCUAAAAUCCUGAAAUAUAAUAGUUCUGCCAUUACUAACGCUGAUGAAAUCGUCAAUAUAUGGUUCCAAAGUUUACCAGUAACGGAAGACGACGAAGAAGCACCGCACAUCUAUGGAUACUUGUGUGAUUUGAUUCAGUCAAAUCAUCCGAUUAUUUUGGGAAAUAAUAAUAGCAAUUUACCUCGCAUUGUUGCCCUGAUUGGCGAUGCUUUCUAUCACGGAGUAAUUCAGAUCAUAACUCCAACAAAUGAGAAUAUCGAUAACAUGCGAUUAGAAUAUGUUCAACGAAAUAACGACGUAGCUGGACGUAUGCUCAACAUUGUAAAACAAAUUCAGUCAAACGUAGAAGUGUUUAAUGCAUGCAUACAAAUGAUUAAUGACCAGCAAAAGAGUGCACUGGAGGAAGCUAUGAAAAACUUUAACAACAUCACAGUGGCAUAAAUGUUUUUAAUAAUAUUAUUAUUAUUAUUUACUACCUACAUAUUAUUAUUGUACUUGUAAAACUCAUUAUUUACUGGAAGUUCUCAAUUUGAAUGGGUGUUUUGUUCCAGAAAAAUCAUGUUCAAAUCAAAUCUAUUCAAAUCGAGGAUCCCCAGUAUAUAUUUUGCCUAUUUUCUGUUCCACCAUGCAUAUAGAUACAAGAAUAAUACAUCUAUUUUUUGUAUUGAGAUAUAUAAACAAGAAACUAAUUUCAAAAUUAAUUCAUUUAAGUCAUUUUAUUUUUUCACAUGUCUAU